This is a messenger RNA of Poecilia reticulata (guppy), 1806 nucleotides long. RefSeq names its product mitochondrial fission process 1 (gene mtfp1). Lineage: Eukaryota; Metazoa; Chordata; Actinopteri; Cyprinodontiformes; Poeciliidae. Gene Ontology annotation, cellular component: mitochondrion. The record is from RefSeq and is a predicted model, not a curated record. Gene Ontology annotation, biological process: mitochondrial fission.
CCUUCACGACCCUGCUGGUUCGUCGGAUCCCGUCACGCGUCGUGCAUUUGUGGACAUCAUACGGGGAUGGAGUAGAGGGAAGUAUGGGUCCAAGUGAAGAAAAAACGGUCGACAUUUAUCGUGACACAUGGGUCCGCUUUUUAGGCUAUGCCAAUGAAGUCGGGGAGGCCUUCCGUGCGCUGGUGCCAGUGAGCUUUGUUUGGGGCAGCUAUGCUGUGGCCACUGCUUAUGUUACCGCAGAUGCAGUGGACAAAGGCAAAAAAGCAGCUGUGGCCCACGGAGACAAUCCAGGGAAGACGACACGAGUGGCAGUAGCGGUCGUGGACACGUUUGUGUGGCAGGCCCUGGCUUCUGUGAUCAUCCCGGGCUUCACCAUUAACCGGGUGUGCGCUGCGUCCCUGUAUCUGCUGGGCAAGUCCACCAAGUGGCCUCUGCCUGUUCGCAAGUGGACCACCACAGCUAUUGGGCUCUCCACCAUCCCCUUCAUCAUCACUCCAAUAGACAGGUCAGUGGAUUUCCUGCUGGACUCGAGCCUUAGGAAGGUCUACAAUGAUGGAAAGAAGCAUGAAUAAAGAGGAUCAUGCAGACUGGAAGCACACCAGUCUGCAAACUUGCCCCGAUUAUGCAGACACUCUGGAAAGCAGCCAUGUCAUGGUGCAAGAUUUCAAACUCACUUGGUGAUAUAACUGUAUUACCAUAGUUUUUAUGAUGGAGCUGGAUAUUUAUGUACAAGGUCAGGUGAUUUAAAGGGAAAUCCUGCUCCAGAGUAGGCUCAGUUUUAACCUCAGGGCAGUGUGGGUUGUAUUACCAAAAAUAAAUCUUAAUGAGAAUGUAGUAAUAUAGAAAUGAUACAUCUUCACUUUACCUGCUUGUUUAGCUUAGGUAUAAUAACAAAUUCCUAGAAGACAAGGAAAACUUCAAACGUUGCCAUCUUUUAAAAGAGCUGAAUUUUUUUUACUCUGGCUUGUGAAGCAGCACUUAACUAAACAUCAAGGUGCAUUUGUAUCAGUGAACUCUUGGUGUGUUAUAGUUAGCCAUAUUCAAUGGCACUGUAGUAUAAUGGCAGGUCAAUGAGCCAGGUCACUGUCAAAGUUUUCCCUUUACUUCUUUUUGAAGAUAAAGGUUUCUGUUACUGAAAAAAAAACUGCAGCACUUAACAGACAUUACUUGGUGUACUUUUUUCUAAUUUUUAAUUUUAUUUUGAAGGUUAAUGAGCUUUCACUGACAGCCUUCUUUACACAGUAGUUCCAGCUUCUUUGAUUCUAUGCACUAUAAAAUCAGUUUACGGUGAGAAAUGGCAAUUUUAGAUCAUUUAAUACUGUAUAGAGUACUGAGUUUUAUAUCUACUGUAGGUAUACUCUGCCUGAGCCAAUAAAAAAGCAAAACUGUACAAUUUGACUUUACCUCCAAAGGCUGGGGAUUGAAAUCACAUUUAGUUUUUCAGUUCUCAGAUUAGAUACAUCAGACAUUAGGUAAUGGUGAUCUCUGAAUAGAUAUUAGAAAUGAAUAACACAUUUUAAGAUGCUGUUUGUGAAAAUUGUGACACUAUAAGUCAGAUGAUGCAAUUCAUAAUGAGCUAUGCAAGGGAAACAUUGUACAGAUGAGUUUAAAAUUGCAAGAAUUGUUUCCUGCAUUUAAAAAAAAUACUCAAUUUACAAAUAUUUAGAAAUUAAGAAGGGAAAUCUGAUUAGAAUUGCAGGUAUCUGAGAACGCUACUCCAGGCAUCUGUUUAAAGGGGCAGUAUUUAUGUAAAAUUGACUUUUUUGAGUUUUAUAUUGUGUUCUAAUGUUAUUCCCUCAUCAAAAA